AUGGCUUCUCCUCAGCAGAUUCGCACCCCCAUCACCGAUCUUUUCAAGAUCAAGCACCCCAUCUUGCUUGCUGGCAUGAACGUGGCCGCUGGCCCCAAGUUGGCUGCUGCUGUCACCAACGCCGGCGGCCUCGGUGUCAUUGGUGGUGUCGGCUACACCCCAGAGAUGCUGAAGGAGCAAAUCGCCGAGCUCAAGGAAUACCUCAACGACAAGAACGCCCCCUUCGGCGUUGACCUGCUUCUUCCCCAGGUCGGUGGUAGCGCCCGUAAGACCAACUACGACUACACUAAGGGCAAGCUUAACGAGCUGGUUGACAUCAUUAUUGAGUCUGGUGCCAAGUUAUUCGUUUCCGCCGUCGGCGUCCCCCCCAAGCAAGUCGUUGACAGGCUCCACGGUGCCGGCAUUGUCUACAUGAACAUGAUCGGCCACCCCAAGCACGUACAAAAGUGCCUCGACCUCGGCGUCGACAUCAUCUGCGCCCAGGGUGGUGAGGGUGGUGGCCACACCGGAGACGUCCCAACUACUGUUCUCAUCCCCGCUGUCGUCGAUAUCUGCAAGGGCCACAAGAGCCCUCUGACCAAGGGUCCUGUCCAGGUCAUCGCCGCCGGUGGUAUCCACAAUGGUCAGCUCUUGGCUGCUGCACUGAUGAUGGGUGCCGGCGCCGUCUGGGUCGGAACUCGCUUCAUCCUGACCGACGAGGCUGGCGCACCCAAGGCGCACAAGGAGGCUGUCCGCACCGCCGGCCAUGAUGACAACAUCAAGACCCUCAUCUUCACAGGUCGUCCUUUGCGCGUCCGCAGCAACCCGUACAUUGAGAACUGGGAGACGGAGCGCCAGCAGGAGAUUAAGGAGCUGACCGCCAAGGGUGUCAUCCCCUAUGAGGCCGACCUCGAGAAGCUCAUGAACGAGGGUGGCGAUGGCAGCAACAGCGAGGGUGGCAGUGACAACAACGCCUCUGAGGUCGAUAUUGACGACGCUCUGGACCAGUUCCGCCCCUACCUCAUGGGCAAGGCCGCUGCAGUGUGCAACGAGCAAAAGCCCGCCAAGGCCGUCGUCGAUGAGUUUGUCAACGACGCCGUCGCAUGGCUCCAGAAGGGAAACAAGAUGAUUGCCAAGCUGUAA
This is a messenger RNA of Colletotrichum truncatum, 1122 nucleotides long. RefSeq names its product 2-nitropropane dioxygenase. NCBI's taxonomy places the organism in Eukaryota, Fungi, Ascomycota, Sordariomycetes, Glomerellales, Glomerellaceae. Gene Ontology annotation, molecular function: nitronate monooxygenase activity. The record is from RefSeq and is a predicted model, not a curated record.